Molecule: messenger RNA, 1107 nt
Organism: Rotaria sp. Silwood1
Lineage: Eukaryota; Metazoa; Rotifera; Eurotatoria; Philodinida; Philodinidae
Source: the annotation of a GenBank genome assembly
AUGAAUCGUUAUUUAUGUGAACCGAACAGUUUAAUGCUCGAUAAUGCGACAGCUUAUCAUUUUGCACAAAAUUUAGGUGAUAUAUCAAUAUACUUAUUACCAAUAUUGGCGUUAGCUGGUAAUUCAUUGACAUUACUUGUAAUACUAAAAUAUCCACAAUUAAAUUAUUCCUCAUUUUCUGUAUAUGUUAAAUCAUUGGCUAUAUCUGAUACAUUGGUACUUAUUUUCAAAUUAUUUUCAUAUUUAAAUAAAACAUCCAAAUAUUUUUAUUCGUCAUCGUUAUGUACAAUAUUAGUAUUUUGUGGUGAAUCUAGUGUACUUUUAUCAAUAUGGAUAAUUGUUGUAAUAACAAUUGAACGUACAUUAGUUGUUCUAUUUCCAUUACAUAAAACAAAAUUUGCCUCAAAAAGUCGUGCACGUGUCAAAAUUACAAUCAUAGCAAUGAUAAUAAUGAUAUUUUCAUCUCGAAUUUUAAUUAUACCAAUGGAUACAUCAAUUGAACAAAAGAUUCGUUGUCAUCCUGUAGCAAGUUGGCAUUCCUAUAGACGAUUAAAUGCAACAAUAACAGAAUUUGGUUAUUGUUAUAUUCCAUUAACAAUUGUUAUCAUUGGUAAUUUUUUAACAAUAUGUACAGUUAAACGAGCAGUUAUUCGACGACAUGACAUGUUAACAAAUAAUUCUUAUCAACAAAAGCGUCAAACAGAUUCAAAUGAAAAUCAAUUAAUGCUUAUGUUAUUAAUUGUAACAUUAAUGUUUAUUGUUUAUUUUGUUCCAUAUACAAUAACAAAUGUUAUAUCACGAUUAGGUUUACCAUUUAAUUAUUGUUUUACACAAAAAUCAUUUGAAAUUUAUUUAGUAAUACGUUCGUUAGCUGAGUUAUUAAAAGAUUUAAAUUUUUGUACGAAUUUUAUUAUUUAUUGCGUAAGUGGACGUCGAUUUCGUUAUGCAUUAUUUUCACUUUUGAAAUGUCAUCAUCGUAAAUCGUCUGUUAUUUCAAGAAAGUUUAAAACUACUAAAAAUCGAAGUGAAUUUUUAUUGAAACCAACUCCUCAUCAACGAUGUUUUCAAAUAUCUCUAAAGCAUACAAUGGAAGAAUCUCAAUUUUAA